AUGCGUUUGUUAGGAGUAGACGACAACAAUAACCAGGAGGGAACUUCACCACGACAGCAGGAGGAGUCCUCUUCCCCAGCGGCUCCCCCCCAGCGAUCGGCAAGCGCCCUUGGCCCGGCGGCUAGAGGAGCAACGUCCAGGCUGGAGCUUCUGCGUCAGACGUCAGCGGCGGCAGCCCUCGUCGGAGCCGCGACGGCCGGCCUUUUGUUGCCCACACGACAGGUUCGCGCGUCCACAACCGACUCCUCACGGACCCCGGUAGCGAAGAUGGCAGCAGCGGCAUCGGAGAGAAUGGUGUGGGUCAACGAGGACAGCGGCACGGUGUCCUCGAGACUGUCGCAGGCCGACGAAACGUACGGGCAGGGGUUCGUGGCCUACCUGGCGAGGUUUCUUCUCAACUACGACGAGGGCUGCAGGGACUACUUCAAGGGGAAGCUCGACUGCACGCUGCCGAAGCGGGACGGCAGCCACGUUUGGGAAGAGUUUCGGGGCUUUGUCGCCGCGGUAGGGCUGGGCCUCCACGAGUUCCAGGGCUCCAAGGGCGCGCGCGAGCUCUUGGAGUCCCUCUCGCGCAAGUACGACUCCGACGGCGCGCCGCAACAGCUCGCGAUGCUCUUCUCCCUGCUUCCCCCCGAUGUCCAGCCCGUCCCGGACAUCAAGUCCCUCCUUUCUUUCCCCACGGGCAGCGCCUCCGGCUUCCGCGCGGUAAGGUCGUCCGCCUUCGAUAAGGACCUAGACUUCAAGUCCAUCUUUGGGAAGAGCCCGAGCGCGCUUCUCCCGGAGGAGCUGCGGCCUCGCUACGACGAGGGCGUGGGAGCGUUUUUCGUGCCAGGCGUGCCGCGACAGGCGGAGAUGGCGUUCGGGGCGCGGGGGCCAUUUCCGACCAGCAAGGAGCGUAGCCUCACGGCGGCCGAUUUCGCGGUUUUCGCGGCGUGCGGUGCGGUCGGGUGUACCUCGACACACCUGACAGUAAUCCCGCUCGACGUGGUGAAGACGCGCUUGCAGACGGACCCGGGGAGAUACUCAGGCCUCGCGGGGGGGGUCACCACCAUUGCGAAAGAGGAAGGCUGGAUGAUGCUGAUGCAGGGAUUCGGCCCAACCCUCGCGGGUUACUUGUGGUACGGGAUUACCGUGUACCCGGGGUACGAGCUAUUCAAGCGUCUCUUCAUGCAGCUGGUGGGACCGCUGAACGCGGCGCUGUUUCGGGUGCCGCUAGUUCUCGCCGCUGGGGCGGCGGCUACGUGCAUCGCCUGCAUCGGGGUUUGUCCCGCGGAGGCGGUGCGCAUCCGACAGGUGGCUGAUCCCGCCGUGGGGAGCAUGCCGUCCGCGAUCAAGCAGAUCGUGGCGGAGAGCGGCUGGGGAAAGCUGUACGAAGGGCUGCCGUCCAUCUUGUUCCGCCAGAUUAGCUUUGGAAUGAUGAAGUUUCUCGUCUUCGACUUCUUCACUGAUUUUGCGUACGACCUGGUGCCCUACCUUGCGGAUCAAAAAUCCACGCAGCUUGCGGUCUCUCUUACGAGCGGGCUGGUGGCAGGGGUUUGCGCCGCGAUCGUGUCGCAGCCAGCCGACACCGUGUUGAGUACGAUGAGCCGCUCUCCGGACCGAUUGUCGAUCCCGAACACCAUUAGGACUAUCGUCGAUGAGCGAGGUCCAGGCGGUCUAUUUUUAGGACUUCCCAGCCGUAUCGUCUGGUCCGGGGCGAUCAUCUCGGGACAGUUUUUGCUGUAUGACUUGUGCAAGACUGCGCUGCACGUUAGCGUGGACGAUCUCAGGGUGUUCCUUGACGUUGUCGCCAGUGCAGGGUUGUGAGGGACACAACGUUUUUGACAAAGCGCCCGCUCGUUUGGAGAGAAACAUGGAAAGAGGCAGCACGGAACGAGCGUAAAUGCAGGUAGAGAUAGGAGGGGAUCAAAUAGCCACAUGGUGGGAAGAAAUCGGCGGCGGGGUAGCGACGGCGGCCGCUUUUGUCAGAAGCUCGUCGUUGUGCAGUUCGGACCCCCGGUGGUAUCGUCUAGAUUGAUCUGUUUGUGUUGUCGAAUGAUGUGCAAGCUGUCACACGCUCCUCUGUGCCGUCAGUUCUGCAUCCCCUUUGGUUUCGGCUAGCAAGAGAGAGAGAGAGAAGAGUGGUAUAGAUCAACCGGGGGCGUGGAAUUUUGAAUUUUGUAUAGGUCUUAGACGCCCUAGAGGGAAAUUACCAGAAAUGAAAGGCGUAAGUUCGAGCUUUCUCCGCCGUCAAUGCAUCUAGGAUUGUCUGAACAUGAAGGCCCUGCUGGGCAAAGAGUUUGUAGAAAUCACGCAAGCGCUGGGAAAUUUCCUUGAGUUCUUGAGUACUUGAGAAAUCACGCAAGCGCUGGGAAACUUCCUUGAGUACUCUAUUAAUGUCUAAUUCUACGACCGAUGGAGUGGUCGAUUCUUGCACUCCCAGUUGAAGGGAAGUGCACCGCGCGAAAUUCGGGGCAGGGGGGGAGGGAUUGGUUUCUCUCUUUAUGUCAUCCCUGAUCUCAUCUUUGCAUGGAGUUUAGCAUCAAGUGUAGACGUACCCUCGAAUUGAGCUGCGCAGAAAUGUUUUUGUGGGUGCAUUGGCUGUUUUGACGGCGUCCGCGU
This is a messenger RNA of Ectocarpus siliculosus, 2601 nucleotides long. The record is from the annotation of a GenBank genome assembly. Lineage: Eukaryota; Phaeophyceae; Ectocarpales; Ectocarpaceae.